Molecule: messenger RNA, 13785 nt
Organism: Limulus polyphemus (Atlantic horseshoe crab)
Lineage: Eukaryota; Metazoa; Arthropoda; Merostomata; Xiphosura; Limulidae
Product: mitogen-activated protein kinase kinase kinase 12-like
Exons: 15
Coding region: 324-3221 (965 amino acids)
Biological process (GO): protein autophosphorylation; JNK cascade
Molecular function (GO): JUN kinase kinase kinase activity; ATP binding
Source: RefSeq, a predicted model, not a curated record
UUGAAGAUCCUGAACUAAUAAUUAUUUUAUUUGUUGAAAGGUUUAUACAGUAUGUUAUAUUUUAGGACACUUUCAUUAUUUGUAUUUUAAGUAUUAAUUUUUAUUGACGACAAGCUUGAGCCCUUUUAAUGUGGACAUUUAUGCAUGAUAACAUAUUUAAAUCCUACGUGUAUAAAACUGUUAUCGAACGCCUCGUGUUGUGAACAGGGUUGGACAGUUGUGUUUUCUCGUUCACAUGCAUGGCAGGGGAGUAUUCUCGUAAAACACUGAUUCUUCCAACAAUGUAGUAGAAGUUUUAAGGGGCCCUAAAAAUAGUCAUCAAGAUGCAUACCCCAGUCUCUAGCAUGGUGGGUUCAGUGAAGGCUGAAUCUCCACCUAAUGAAGACAUUGGUGGGAGUCGCUCAUCACCGGCUUCACUGGGUAUUAUGUUCAGCAGUACAGAUAGGGAAGACUUUGGAACAAGUACUGACAAGGAGGAUUGCUUUGAUAAAGGAAUGCUGUGUAUCCAAGAAGAACUUAACCAACUGAGUGUGGAAAUUCAACAUUCUAAGUCCCCUCAAGGAACAUUACAACCCACAGCAGUUACAACAUGCCCCCCUAGAUCUCCUAGUUACUAUAGUUUAACAAAUUCUGGAGGAGAUCAGUCACAGCCAAAAGGAAAGGAUGGUGGCAUUGAAUUUCAUGACAGAAGUAGCCGAUCUUCUGGGUGGUUUGAUGGUCUACUAGGAUGUUUGAAACCAGUUUGGAGCAUUCUUGGCAAAUCUGGUAACAAUGAAAGUAAAGAUGAAUGGGAAAUACCAUUUGAAAAUAUAAGAGACUUGCAAUGGUUAGGUAGUGGAGCUCAGGGUGCUGUUUUUAAGGGUCAUUUGAAUAAUGAAAUGGUUGCCGUAAAGAAAGUGCGUGAAAAAUCAGAAACUGAUAUUAAACAUCUUCGAAAGUUGAAUCAUCCCAAUGUUGUAUCAAUCAAAGGAGUUUGCACACAGGCUCCAUGCUUCUGUAUUAUAAUGGAGUACUGUCCAUAUGGGCAGCUUUAUGAUGCAUUGAGGAAUGGCCAAGAGGUUCCACCUACAACAGUGGUUGAUUGGGGUAAGCAGAUUGCUUCUGGAAUGAAUUACCUCCAUUCGCACAGAAUCAUUCAUCGAGAUUUGAAGUCUCCAAAUGUUCUUAUCAGUCUUAAUGGUACCCUGAAGAUCUCAGAUUUUGGAACAUGUAGACAGUGGAAUGAAAUCAGCACAAGAAUGUCAUUUGCUGGUACAGUAGCUUGGAUGGCUCCAGAAAUUAUUCGAAAUGAACCAUGCUCAGAAAAGGUGGACAUAUGGUCUUUCGGUGUGGUCUUAUGGGAGUUGUUGACAUGUGAAACUCCAUAUAAAGAUGUUGAUUCUUCGGCUAUCAUCUGGGGUGUGGGUAACAACAGUCUUCAUCUUCCCAUUCCUAAAACAUGUCCGGAAGGAUUUAAAUUGCUCAUGAAACAGUGUUGGAGUGCCAAGCCUAGAAAUAGACCAUCAUUUCGACACAUCUUGAUGCAUCUUGACAUAGCAGCAGUAGAAAUCCUGAGUACACCAAAGGAAAAAUACUUCAAAACACAGGCUUCUUGGAAGGAGGAGAUAAAGCAGUACAUGAAUGAAAUAAAGCAAGAAGGAAAUCACGUUUCUCUUGUGGAGAAAGAUCUGGUGCGAAGAAGAAGAGAUGAAUUGCGACAUGCUCAAGACAUUCGUGAGCAUUAUGAACGUAAAUUAGAACGUGCCAAUAACUUGUACAUGGAGUUGGCAGCUUGUUUAUUGCAACUAGAACAGAGGGAAAGAGAACUUUUGAAGCAGGAACAAGCUAUACAACAGUGUUCAGGAAUAAAGCCUCAUAAAAAGCGCAUAGUAAGACCACUGCUGAAAGCCCAUGAAAGGCUUGGCAAGAAACGAAGCUAUAAGUCACAGUCAGAAAAAACCAGCCCUGAAAGUCCUCAAAAACUUGGUGCCAUAGCUUCUAAUUUUGUCACACCAUCCAGUCACUUUUCAGCUAAAGCCCGGAUUCGCCGUGCUCGUCAUCGCCGAAAUGGCAGCUGUGGUGGUUCAGGAACAUACCAGUUUGGAGGGGCUGGGAGUCAUAAUUCUUCUCCCAAGCCUAGUCCAAGGAAAGAACAACAGUGUGUGGUAGAUAGUGAAGUUCAGACAGAUGGGAUGGAUUUACUAAGUGAGACUGACUUGACAAGUCCCAUUGUUACCGUAUCAAAACCAUUAGUAUUACAAACUCAGCCAAUUGAAGAUGAUGAUAUUGAAUCUGGAUGUCAUAGUGAUAAAACUAACUGUAAUGCCUUCUGUAAAAAAUGCCACACUCCAUUAAGUGAUACUGAAUGUUCCAAAUGUGUGAAAAAAUUUCCAAAAAGUAUUGAAACUCCAGUUGAGGAGCAAGGAGACUCUUUAGAGCCCUCAGACUCACAAAAAAAUUCUGAAAAAUGUUCAAGGCCACAUGAAAAUUUUGAUGAUAGUAAUAUGAACACAAGAGAAGAGACUCUUGGUUCUGAACAUAAACCUAGAACAACCAACAAGUCGAGUGGCAAUGGUUCAACCACCUCAUUUCCAUUGGUACAGGAAGGUCUUAGUCCAAAGAUAAGCCAACGACGAAAACGGAUGAUCAGUGACAGUGAUGAAUCGCCCACUGCUGUUUCAGUUCCCAUUCCUGUUACUAGUGGUCAUAGGUGGUCUCUUGGUCCUCAUAGAAACUCACAAGUGCAUGAUGACAGUAGUUCAGAAGAGGAGGGAGAAGUUGAUGAUAGUGAUGAUUGUGUUCUUAGAAAUCAAAGGAUAGUUGGAAUACAUACACAAAGCAGCAGGCAGUCUGUGUCAACUCUUAGCUCUGAAGGCAACCUCUCUGAGGAGGAGAACACUAGUGAAUACUCAAGUAGCCACUGUACAACUAAUGACCUCCUGUCCAGCACCUCCAACCCAGACAUCCCUCAUCACGUGGACCAGGAGAAGGAAGGCAACCGUACAGAUAUCAUUCAGCGCCACAGUAUAUGUGGAACAGGCUCUGCCUCCAUUACUUUUAGAGAGAAAAUACGACUGCCAAAACUUCGACAUAGCCCCCUUCCACCAAUCACAGAUGUGUACAGCUCACCAGCCCUGUCUCACAGUUCCUCCUCUGCAUCAGAGACUGAGAGUGUGUCUGACAUUACAGUGGCAACUGCCUGUCCAGACUCUCAGGGUAACACAGAGACCACAGUAUGGUGAUAGACUUCUGGUAAUAGUAACAAACGGGAAGGUAAAUGAUACCUGUCUUUGUGUUCUAUCGUCGUUAUUCAAACUGUUGCAAGAUACAGUACAGUGAAGAACUUAAAACUAUUGUAUAGUGUAAUGUAAACUGACAUUAAGUAGUGCCUGACGUGAUUGUUGCUAGUGUAAGUCAGGAGAGAUUGUUAAAUUUGUUUUGGUAAGUUUUGCAAUCAAGAUUUUUCUCUCCAUGUUCAUAAAUACCUAUAAAUUAUCUUACUGUGCAAAGAAAAAGCUACGACUGUUGUAAGGAGAGCAGCAGAUGUUUAAACACUGAAGUUAGUACUUUCAGGUAGUAAUCUAGUUAUUGACAUGUACUUACAAAUCUAGCUUUUUGGAUCCAUAUUUGAUUUUGGAUCUACAAGCAUGUUAGUACACAGAAAUGUCUGGCUCAUCAAAUCUUGUUUAAUGGUAUACCUUGUUAGCUUUAUGGCUUAGCUAACAGGGCCAAUCUUAGAUAUUUUAAUAGUGAAAGCAAUUUUUUUUAGAAAAUUCACUCUUCUAUUGCUCUUCCAAACUACAGACUGACAUAAUAAUAACAAUACCCAACUGACAAAACAGUGCAUUCGAAUCAUUCUAUGUAAAAACAUAAUGUUUAAUUAGAUAUUGUCAUUAUUGGGUUGAUUUUUAGUGCUUUGAUCAGAAGUUAAUACAGUUCCUUAUUCCAUACUUUUCACAUAGGAAUUACAUCUCCAAAUGCAUUCAGUUGUACACUAGUGUCAUGGUUCACUUUGUAAACCUUUAUUUACAGCUAAAUUGUAAAGCUUUUCUUAUACAUUAAUUGCAACUUCUUAACCAAUUAUAAUAUUAUAUCUGUGACUAGAUAUUAAAAAUUAUUUUGUGCUGCAUUUGUAAUUCCCUUUUAUGCACAGUAUUGAUUGUAUUUUAACUGAAACAAGCAUUUACUUUUGACUUCUGUCCUUCCUUUAAUAUUUUAAACUUUUUUAUUUGCUGAAUCAAUGUCAGUAUGAAAGCUAUGAAAAUAUUUUAACAGUGAUCACUGUAAAGUCUCCAAAUGUUUUGUUAGUUCAAGUAUUCGUUUUUACUAUUUUGAGUACUCAGUAACUUGAAUCUUGAUAUAUUUACAACUUUCUUCCGAUUUUCAACACUGUUAACACAAUUUACAUUGAAGGUGAAAGACAGACAGCUGUUAUAGUUGAUUUCAAGAAACCAGGAUUAGCUGCUUGAUGAAAACAAGAGCAAUCUGUUAUUGCAUUCAACUGGAUUAUUAGUUAUACCUAUAAUAAUAUUAGCACAAGAGACCAACAAGAUUAGCUUGAACUUGCAUAGUUCUAACAUUUGUUACUUUAAGAAAUAACUACAAAAACAACAACGAUCUUUCAUAUCUAAUUGGAUAACAUUAUGGGAGAAUUCAAUUGUCAAAUUUUCAACAGAUUAUUUGAUUCCAAUGAUAUAGAAGGAGCGUGUUUUGUGAUGGUUGAUUGAGUCUUCAAGGGUCAGUAGCCAUUCAGCAGUAUGGUUUAUGUGAACUUCGUAAAUCAUCCACAUACUCAGUGUGAGUUUACCAAAGCAAACACAUUCAGACAUUGAAAAUAUAGUAGCUGAUAGGUUCCACCUUUAAAAUGGCUCUGUAAGUAGUGUUCUGUAACUCAAUAGAUGAUGGCCAACCAAAUCCAGCCCUACUUUGGAAAAAAUUCAGAAAAAGUCUGCAACGUAAGAUCCUCUAGUUUUUCAAAUUUCAUAAAAUAUAACAAUUCUAUAGCAUACAAUAAUGAAGAUAAAUCCAACCUUUUCGCUUGCUUUUAUGAAAAACAUAUUUGAUGAUAAACAUUUAACUCCAUAAAUGAGCAUGUAGAACAGCACAGUGUAAACUAUAACCCAGUUUUCUCUACCACUAGCUCAACUAGGUUUCACAGCAACAACUAUCACACAUGCCUGAUCUCAUUAGCUGAAACCAAGGUUACUAUUAAAACACUCAAAUGCACAUCUCCCGGCAAAGAUGGCAUAAACAACAUUAUCAUCAAGAAAUUCUCAAAAAAAUCCUAAUUCAUCUAAUAUCAAUAUACAAUCUUAUUGUUUACGGCAGGAUAUUACCUCGAGAUUUGGAAACCCCUAAAAAUCCUGCUGACUUACACCUAUCCAAUAACUAUUAUCCAAUUAAUCUAGUCAAUACUCUUGGAAAAUUAAUGGAAAAAAAUCAUCUCCAACAGACUACUUUACUUCAUAGAAUCUAAAAACCAAAUUAGCAGUACCCAACAUGCCAUUUGCAAAUGUAGACAAACAAUAAAUCACCCUGUUUGCAUAACUGAAUCAGCAUUCAAGGGGUUUAACCAAAAACACACUACAAUUGCUGCUUUUUUAGUGUAAAACAAGCAUUUGAUACCGUCUGGCACAAUGCCUUGAGAUAUAAGUUAUUCCCCAAUAAUAUAUAUAUUCUAUCCAAUUGAUCUGCUUGCAUUAAAAUUAACAAUUCUACCUCUAGUCCCUUUAAACUUAAUGCUGGCAUUCCCCAAGGUUCUGUUCUAAGCCCCCUUAUUAUAUUUACUAUUUGUUAACGAUAUCCCUGUUUCCUCCUUACCAUACACGUUAGUGUCUCAUGCUGACAACGUAGCUGUCUGGAGCACAUCACAAGACCCAUGUACUGCAGUUGUGAGAGUCCACGACUCACUUAAUUGAAUUAUCCACUGGUGCAACAGUUGGAGAGUCUUGUUGAACCCCAUAAAGCCUCAAACUACUGCUUUUCACUGAAACAUUGGCAAAAGGUCCAAUAAAAUUCCCUUAGUUAAACUUCAACUUUAUGAUAACCUCAUUGCCUUUACAAAAACCAUAAAUUUUUAGGCCCCACUUUUAAUAAAAAAAUCAUUUGGACAAACUAUUUUCAUAACAUUCUCACUAGCACCAGCAAAUUCAUUGCCUGUCUUCGCUGCACAGGAGGCUUGAACAAAGGAUACCACAACAAAACAAUCAUCACAAUAUGCAAUGUUUACAUUAGACCUAAUUGAAUAUGGCUAAGCUGUAUCCUCCUGCAAUAUGUCUAAUAUGCUUAUUUCCAAACUACAGAACCAACAAAGUAAUCAAAACAGCAUUCUGCUUACCACCCUACACCCUGCAUGAGUAUCUAGAAAGACUAAGUGACAUACCAACUCUGAAAAAUAGGGUUUUUAAGUUAGCUAUAACAUAUUAUCAAAUAAUCACGUACAAAGAACAUACAAAUUAUGGAAUUUUCCAAAGUUGCUGGAACACCCUCCACAUGACUCAAGUAUACUUCACCCAUGAACUUUAUCAACACCUAAAAUUGUGAUUAAUCUUACCCCUCCUCAUACUAAUUUCAUCUCCUACCAUUAAUACUUUAAUUCUUAGAUGACUUAUUGCAUUAAUAUUUGCUUUUCAGCAUUUUGUCUUGGGCACUGGUCAAGUAGAAUAUUCGAUACUUGUACGUGAAAGUGGGUUUUCUCUGGUUUCCCCCCACAUCAAAAUUUACUUGGGCUUUGGUCCUUGCCCCCCUGAAAAUGGCUGUUUGAUCAUUUUAUCAAUUUAAUUACUUUUGAUUACUUUAUUUAAGCUUAAUCUUCUAAUUUUCUCAAGUCCAAACAUUUUAAGUCUUUCUGACUCAUUCUUUGGACAUUCUCUCACCUUUUUAUUAAUCACAAAUGAUCAAAAUAUAAAUCUAUUCACUUCUGCACUGGUGUAUAUUAUUCUCCUUAUCCCUCUCUACCAACUUGCACUCAUUGAAUCCUCAACCGACAUCAUCACCAUGUGAUAUAAACUUAUACACGUAUUCACCACCUUCAAGUCUACUGGUUUUCUUCUUUGGCUUUCCCAAUCGAUGCCUGCUGUUUGAUGGCAUCCUUCUCUCGCAUAUUCUGUGCACUAUGUACUCUCAUUCACCAUCUUCUAACCUACUCAGCCCAUUGGCUCAUUUUGUGAUUAAAAUUCUCAUUUAGGCUUGUAUAAAUAAACCUCUAGUGGAGUGAAGAGAAACAAAAGUUUCUGAGCAUCCCAGGAUGUUUCUCGGGCCCCAAAGAUUCUUUUACAACCCGAGAGAUCUCAAACCUAAAUAACUACCAUAAUUGGAUUGGUUUUGAAGAAAAAAGAUCUCAGAGUUCUGGUUAAUCAGUCUCCUAAGCCAUCCAAGCAGUGUGCUGUUGCUAAUGGUGUGGCAAGUAGUAUUUUAGGCUGUAUCUACUAUAAUAUUGAAUAAAAGUAUAAAAGUGUUAUUUCAUUGUAUAGGUUACUGGCAAGGCCACAUUUGAAGUAUUGUAUUUACUUUUGGACUCCUUAUCUUAGGAAGGACAUUGGAUUGCUAGAGAAGGUUCAAAGGAGGGCUACUAGAAUUAUACCUGGAAUGGAAUAGUUAUCAUACAAGGACAGGUCAAGAUCUCUAAAAUUGUUUUCUUUUGAAAAAGAGAAGAGUUUGAUGGGAUCUGAUUGAGGUGUUUAAGAUUGUUAAGGAAAUUGAUAGUGUUAAUACAUCAUCCUUUUUUAUACUUAAUGAUGAGAAUGGUAGAACUAUGGGUCACACAGAUAUAAAUUUUGGUAGAGGAGGAGUCAUCUUCAGCCAAGACAGCUUUAUUUUUCUACUAGCGUAGUUGGUCUUUGGAAUGGUUUACCUUCAGACCUGCUGGAUGCAGUAAGUUUAAGGGAAGGCUUGACAAAUAGUUGAAUGAUAAGGGCUAGCUUUGAGUUUAUUUUAAAGUUUAGUUUUGUGGGUGGGAUGUCCUUGAUGGACCAACAAGUCCCUUGUUGUCCUUAAAUUAUAUGUUACAUUGCUUUUGAUUUUGACUGGCCCUGUUAGCAAGCUGACAGUGAUAACUUGUAUUUGGUUUUAAUGUCUUAUAUCAAACUUCCAAGCAAUUGUUGUGAAUUAUAUAAAGUUUUCAUUUAAAAUGUGUUAACUUUUUAAUCUUAUAAAAGGUUAGCUGUAUAACUGCUUUUAUAUAGAAAAUCAACUAAAUUCCAACCCUCUCAGAAAAAGUUAAGUUUCUGAAAAAGUUUUAUAGUGACACUUAAUAAACAAGAUGACAUCACUGUAGAGCUUAAACAUGGUAUUUCAGUGAUUGAAGUAAAAUGUUUCAUUUUCAUUUACUUGCUUUGCAUUUUAUUGUGUUAUUUUGGAUUGUAAUGACAAAAUAUUGCCUUGCUGUGAGUUGAUGAAUUUUUAAGAGCUCUAACUUUAGCAGUUUUUGGAAGUUUCAAAAUGCUGGUCUGGUGCAUCUAUACAAAAAAUCUAAACUUUAAAGCCUCCUUUCAUAGAAUAAUAAAUUUCCAUUCUUGUUUUGAGAUUUUUGCGAUUGUUUGUUUUUAUCAAUGAACAUAUAAUUUGGACAGUUAAUAAAACAAGUAUAUGUAAACCUUUUUAGCUGUCACACUAUAUACGUAUUUUCAAACAGUUUUAUGGUUUUAUUGGAACUAAUAUUUUAUUUAUGUACACUGUAACUGUAUAACAGAAUGACCAGUUUGAGGGCUGAAAUCAUUUAAUGUUAAGAAUUAUUUUUUACAUGACAGUAUUCUGUAUUUCACUAUCAGUAUUGAGUUUUUAGUAAAACUUUUGAUAGAACUGCAAUCAUCAUGUACUUAAUGCUGGAGGGGUUAUAUCAUGUUUGUGCUUUGUUUACACCCUAUUUCAUACUACAAGUAUAAAUAUAUUUAGUUAUUAUUGUUAUAAAUGAUGUCUUUUUAUUUACAUUGUUGUUUUUAUAUAUUAUAUUUCUAAUUUAUUUGCAGGAAGGAAUAAUUUUUGUGUAUCAAUUCUCUAUAUUAUAUGCCGUAUAAAUUUUGUGUUAUUGCUAAAUAACCCUUUUCUUGAAAGAUCUACAUUUCCAUAACUUCUACAUCUAUUUUACUGCUGUUGUAACCAUGCUUACCAAAUUAAAUUACAAUUUUGAUGUUUGCUUGUUGAUUUAGCAAACGUGCGUCAUCAGAUGAACAGGGAACAGUCUAUAUCUUGGUGUUGACUUUUUUUUCAGUUGAAAAUAUUAGUACAUUUGUGCAUAGACAAUUCAGAAACUGUUAGAUGGUACACUUAACUGCAGUAGUAUAUUUUGUACUUCUUGUUUAGAACUAUGAAUUUAAUAUAAUGGCCAAAAAAUUUAUUAUACUGAAUAUCUGUCUCAUUCUACACAUAUAUAUAAAAAUAAAAUGAAAAUGGCGAUAUUACCUUCCUUAAGAGUAUUAACUGUUGUGGAAUGUACAAUGCAGGAAAAAAAAAUUUUAAAUGUUUCUUUUAUUUGUUUUUGUGAUUUGGAAGCAGAUUCAAGAAAGUUAGCAGUUUUUGUUAGAUUACUACUACUACACACUCUAGAAAUUAGUUUUCAUAGUUUAUUUGUAAAAUUUCCCCACCUAUGAUUCUGAUGUGAGUACUAAUCAUAUUACAUACAUGUGAAUUCAAACAGACUUUGUUAUUCAUUUUCAAAAUUCAGUGCUUUAAAUAUGUGUAUCAUAGAAAUAUUUUUUUAAUAACUCGAUUCUUGCAAAAUACCUUAACCAAGAAAAGUAGAACUUAAAAAAAUUCUUGCAUGUGGAAAUGAAAUUACAUACUUAACUAUUUUUCUUUAAUUCUAAACUAGUUGUAUAAACCUGAAUUGUUUAUUUUUAUUCUGUAAGAAGCUUUACUAAAAAGUGUAUUUUGAUGAAUGUCAACUCCAGGGAAACUUUUAUUUGAAUGCCUAACAUAUAUUUGGGAUUUUGAUGAAUCAGUUAUUUAAAAAAUUCUUUUUCAGGAGAAUUAGACAAUGAAAUAAUCUCAAAUUGGUUAACUUUUAUUUGUGAAGCUCAGUAUUUCAUAAAAGAGCUCAAGUUGUUAUGUAUUCAUUCUGUAUUGAUGAAGGUUUUCAAAUAAGAAAUUUUCUAAGCCUAUUUGGAAUAAUUUGCACGGUGUCUGUGUGUGUGUGUGUGUGUAUAUAUAUAACAGAAGUUAUGUUUACCCCAUAUAUCCAAGUAAUUGAUUAGUCCAUAAAAAAACAAGACAUUUUUUUCUAGGCAUCUUGAUUACAGUUUACAAGACAGUAGUUAAACUUGUAUGAAUAUUUUUAUAUGAAUUUUUUUAAAGAAGGUAAAACUAUUAAAAAAUUAAAUACUUGAACCAAUUGACUAAAUAUAAUACCAUAAUUUCAAGGGAGCUUGCUGACUGAUUAAAACUGUACAACUUACUGUUCGCAAUCAAUUCCAAUAGUAUACACCAAGUGUAGGAAUCAUAAUUUAUCAGUAUAAUAUUCUGAAGCAUUCUUCUUGUUAAGAAAGGUGUGUUUUUUCAUUCUAACAUUCAAUUACCAGGUAUUUCCAGAAUAUAAUAGAUGUGAUAAGCCUUGUAGAAUUUCAGCAGUGCUACUUUUAAUUGUAAAUAUAGUUGCACUUGUAUGUGGUUGUAUUGUGGUUAAUUUUUAUUUUCAAGUUUUUUCAUAUGCUUUUGUGUGGUUGUUACAUGGCACACCCCAAGUGUAAAAGUUAAACAGCAUUUAUAGAUUUAGGUUGUGAAUUAAAAAGUUAUUGGCAGCUUCCUGAGUAAGUAAAAGGGAUACCAUCAAGUUCUAUUACUGGUCCUCUUAAUUUUCUUUAAGUGUUUAUGUUUUAUCAAGAAUACUUUUCAGCACUGAACAUAAUAAUUGGAAUGAGUUGGCUUUAACUGUACAACAUAAUUUGGUGUUACAUCAGAAUGUUAUAAAUUCUUGCAUACAAUUUAUUAACUACGUUUUACCAAAAGAAGUACAAGAUUAUCAAAUAGCAGUAGAUAACUUGUAGCCUAGCUGUUGUUGGUCUCAAGGUUUAGAUUGGUGGGAACAAUUGUUAUGAAAUUGUUGAUAUUGUAGCAUUUCUAUACAUUUCCAGAGGUUAAUAGUGUGGUUGUAAAAUAUUCUGUCAGAAAAUGUGGUGAUGUGGUAAGAAAAUAGAACUCUUCACUUGUCAUUUAAGAGUUUCGAACUGUCAAAUUAGUAUAUUUGUUUUGAAAUUUAAAACCCAUCAAACUUUGUAAAAACUUUAAUGUUAAUACACAUUACAGAUUCAUAUUUAAUGUAGUAGUGAAGCAAUAUGGUUUCGAGGGAUAACAGUUCUGACAACUAAGGUGUGGUAGGGUUCAUAAGUUAUAGGUUCUCCUAAUUAUCAAAAGUGUAAAAAAGGGGGGGGGUUGUGAGCAAAUUAAAUUGAGCAGUAUUAAAUAUCCAAAAGGGGAAUAAAAAUAAAAGCAUGGUAAACAUUCAAAGAAAAUUGGAGGAAGAAACAGACUUUCCAGUUCUUUUUUUUAUCUUUUUGGAAAUUUGUAUUUCUUUAUUUUUUACUUUAUUGACAGUAGUGCUUAUGUUGUUUUUUGCAUUAGCUUAAUGUCAAUUUUCUUUAUUGAAAGUCCAAUUCAGGGUCACAUUUUAGCUCCAUUUGUAACAAAGUUUUAUAAAUUUUUCAUUUUCUUUACAGUUUUCAAGUUUUUUUUAACUUAGACCAACCAAUCAUGGUUGAUUGUACUUGGCAAUUCCAGUUUUUAAUUCAAAAACGUGUAAAUAUAUUUACAUCCCAAAAAACGUCAAAUGUAAGUUUUUUUAUUUUAUUCAAGCGUAUGAUGGAGGAUAAAAUCAUGGUAUUUUCUUCUUACUUGAGUGUGAGGUGUUGCAGGCCUCAGGACUCUCAUGCACGGAAUUAGACCAAUGGCCAAUUAAUUAUACAUUAGAAGGUGGUGCAAUGGGAAUCAAAAUAAAAAAAUACUGGUGCAAAGCAUUAGUAUAUAUCUAAAUUGCUUAGAUUUUUUCUAAGCUUAUAUCAAAUCCUAGAACAAAUAUUGUGUUUGUUUUAAAUUUUACUUGUUUGUGCUCCAUUGGUAUUACUUCUUUAUUCAUUUAAAAUAAAGUUUGAUAAAUGAGAUGCCAAAAUCCUGCUUCAAUUACAGACUUAAUAUGUAUGCUCUUUAGUAAAUCAGCAGUAGGGCUCAAGUUCAUAAUGCUAAGUAUUGGGUUACGAUCUCUGCAGUGUGAAGAGCACAUAUAGCCUAUUGUGUAGCUUUUUAUUUAAUUACAAACAAAUAGUCUUAAUAUUGUUCUACAAUAAUAAGGUGGAAACUCUCCCACAUAGACAACAAUUAUUGAAGUAAUAAUAUGAAGUGACAUCCUUUGAUUGUUGUUAAGAAGAAUACUAAAGAAAUAUGUUUUUAGUUGUUGUUGUUGCUCACCUCUGUUAGCUAGUUUUAAACUACUGGCUGGUUCCUUUUAUCCAGUUAAGCAUGAUUAAAUCAAAUUAUUGGUUUGUUGUGCAGUGGAUUUGUGUUAUUUUUACCAUUUUAAAAUGUCACUAGAUGUUAUUAAACAAACAGCUUAUAGAAUUUACUAAGUUACAUGUGGAAAGUCUUGAAUCAACAGUCAUCAAAUAGCUGUCCAAUGUCUUAAACUUUUUUGUGGAUACAAUAUCAGUAUUAAAAAACAGUUUGUUCAUCUAGACAAAAAAUCAUUUUUCCAUCUAAAUAUAAGUAUGUGCAUUUUUAGCACCUUUAUAACAGAAUGUAAUUAUAUUUAGCUGGUUCUUCUCUUUGAACAAGUCAUCUUGGUAUUAAAUAUGGAAUUGCAAAACUACAAACAGUUGAAGAAUUUAGAAACAUUUCAACGUAUUUUUCAGAUAUUUUUAUUUUUAGUAAAAUCUUCUUCAAACGUUUUUCAAUAUACAGGUAUACUUAGAUAGUUGUUCUCAAGCUUAGAUAUCUGGAGGGUUGGGUAAGAGUGGACAAAGCAACGUAAUGACCACAACCUAACAUAAAUAACUGUUAAGAAAAUCUGAAAGCCAUGGUGUUUUCUACUCUGUUAAAUAUGUACUAAUGUUAGCUGUUACAUUCAUGGAAGUUAUAAGUAAAUAUAUUAAAAUGCAUAUUAUUUAAAGACUGUGCUUCAUCUCUUUGUUUUAUCACUUAAAAUAUGAAGUUCUUAAUAAAUUUUCUAAACUUAUUACAGUAACUCUAAACAAUGCUUUUAACUUCAGUUUGUGCCUUGAGGCAUAAUAAAGAAAAAAUAUUUUGUAACACUUUAACUUUGGAAAAACAUUAAAACAAUUGCCUUUGGUUUAUUAGAAUUCCACAAAGUUUGAUGUGAGAGUAGUCAGCAGAUAAUUUCUGUUGUUGCUUCAACAGGAUUGAAGAUUACUUCCUGUUCAUAACUGGUGUAUUUGUUUUAAGAAUGUGUUGAGGCGUUGUUAUGGUUGUAAAUACUGUAAACUAUAUAUCUGAGCAGUGUUUUGAGCUUAACAUACAACCCAGCUAUACAUACAUAAGUAUGAACCUUGUCACAUUGGUGGCUGAGAGAUUAAGGUACGAUUGUAUUUUUAUAUAGAGCUCCACGUUAGUUGUAGCUUCGUAUGCUUAAACUAGUAAUGUAAUUAAUAAAACAUGUAAACCGCAAUUAUUUUUCAUUGCAAAAACAAUAACAGUUUUGCAAUAAUAAAUGUUUGGUUAAAUUGUGUAUUACUGUUAUUAAUUAAAUACCACAGUACCAGUUUUUUCCGUAAUGUGAUGUUUGUUGUGAUUUUGACACCCACAUUCCUAGUAUUAAAACUUGUAUAGCAUUUCUCUCAUGAUGAAUAAAUAAGUUAUUUCAAAGUU